AGAUAUGGUACUGAAUUGAAUAAUUAGAAAAAUGAAUAAUUAGAUAUGGUUAAAUAUUUCAUAAAUUGAAUGAAUGGUUGACAGUGAAUUUAAUCCAAAUCAAGAAAUUUGAACAAUAGUCAUUUCAUAAUGGGAAUGACAGCUGAAGAAAAAAUAUUAUUUGAGCAGAGGUGCCGAACAUGUUUGUUGCAACAAGGUCAACAUAAUAUAUUUGAAUCAUCAAACUGUAUAAGAAUUGAAUUACUUUAUUUGACAAACCUAGAGAUUCAAAAAUAUGACAAACUUCCAGUUAGCAUUUGUGAUCAUUGUUUAAAUGAUUUGAAAAAUGCAUGCGCCUUUAAAAAGAAAUGCCAAGAAUCUUAUUUUACUUUGAUAGAAGAAUAUGAAAGUUAUAAUUUUAAGAGUGAUGAUUCAAUUAUAGAUAAUAUAAAAGUUGAUCCAGAAUUAGAAAUUCCAAAACAUGAAGUUUUAAAAACACCCCCAUCUCCCCACAUUAAAAGUGAUGAUGAUUAUGGCAGUUAUCCAUCUGAUGAUGAAAAUGAUUUAAGUUCAUUAUUAGAACCACAAAUUAUUGUUCAAGAACAGCCUCUCUCCCCAGAUCUUAUAACUACAGAAUUGUAUAAGCAUGAAAAUAUUCUCAAUGAAACGUCAGAAAAACGCAAUGAAGAAAUAAUUGUAACUCCAGAUAUUUGUAAUGUUAAAAAACAUAAGAGCUUGAGACCACCUGGUAAGCGUUACAAAGGAAUUUAUGAAUGCUCAGUGUGCGGUAAAAAUUUUGUCCGCGCCUCAAAUCUUAAGGCGCACAUGCCUUUACAUACCGGAAUUAAAAAAUUUUCAUGUCCGGAUUGUGAUAAAUCAUACGCCACAUUAGAUCAUCUAAAACGACAUCGAAAAUCACAUGAAAACAAAGUUUCGCAACAGAAAAAGAAAACUCAGUUAUCUAAAAAUAAACCAAAAGAUAAGGAGUACAAAUGUCUAGAGUGCGGUGAAAUAUUUGAAUGCGUUGAACAUUUGAAGGACCACGUGUUAGUAAGCCAUAAAGUCCAAUUGGAAUUCCAGUGUACAAUGUGCGAAAAAUCUUUCGCAUUAGAAUCUCAUUUGAAAAUACAUUUUCAAUUACAUUCAGGCGAAAAAUCUUACAAAUGUGACGUCUGUGGGUUGAUCUUUAGAUCUACACCGAGUUUAGAAAGCCAUAAAUUAAAUCAUGUGGUAACACUUCCUGGUUACCAAUUUGCCGAUAAAACGUAGCAAAUUUGAACAUUGUUCUACUUAAUUUUAUUAAUAAGUUAAAUAAUAUUUUAAUGACUAGAUAAACAACAGUUUGUUAUGAAU
This is a messenger RNA of Ctenocephalides felis (cat flea), 1332 nucleotides long. Its product is annotated as zinc finger protein 431-like. Gene Ontology annotation, molecular function: zinc ion binding. Gene Ontology annotation, biological process: negative regulation of transcription by RNA polymerase II; regulation of cytokine production; regulation of immune system process. Gene Ontology annotation, cellular component: nucleus. The record is from RefSeq and is a predicted model, not a curated record. NCBI's taxonomy places the organism in Eukaryota, Metazoa, Arthropoda, Insecta, Siphonaptera, Pulicidae. The transcript has 4 exons. Bases 130 to 1248 code for a protein of 372 amino acids.